Messenger RNA from Onychostoma macrolepis, 2336 nucleotides. RefSeq names its product protein kinase containing Z-DNA binding domains (gene pkz). The record is from RefSeq and is a predicted model, not a curated record. Bases 137 to 1576 code for a protein of 479 amino acids. Gene Ontology annotation, biological process: protein phosphorylation. NCBI's taxonomy places the organism in Eukaryota, Metazoa, Chordata, Actinopteri, Cypriniformes, Cyprinidae. The transcript is spliced from 11 exons. Gene Ontology annotation, molecular function: double-stranded RNA adenosine deaminase activity; RNA binding; protein kinase activity.
CCGUACCGUACGUGCGCGAUUACAUGCGCAACACAAAAAAAGUGCGACUGGCUUGACCGCAGUCGAGCAGAGAAGGUAGAAGACAACACUCUGACAGCAUCUGAACUGUAUUAAAAACCUUUCAGACCGAAGCAAAAUGUCCGCCGACACUGAAAUGGAGAGAAAUAUCUGUGACUUCUUGAAGCAAAACGGCAAAAGCAAGGCGUUGAUCAUUUCUAACAAAUUCGGACUAGAUAAAUGCACCGUGAAAAAACAUCUGUACAACCUGCAGAGAGCAAAUCAGGUGUUCAAGAGUGACGAGCUGCCUCCUGUUUGGGAUCUUAUGGAGAAGAAGAAUGAGAUCAAACACACACUCAAACCACAGCUAAAGUCUCAGACGACAAGAGACACCAGUGAAGACAAACAUGUGGAGGAUCUGCUGAGAUCAGGAGGUUUAAAAGCCCAAAAGAUCGCCAGCAAGCUGGGACAGUCGAAACAAAGCAUCCAGAAACAGCUGUACAGUUUGGAGAAGGAGGGUAAAGUUUCAGCCAAGAGAGGUUUUUCCAGUUCCUGCCCCAGUGAUCAUGGACUGGACUCAGUUUCAGGAUUGCAGAAUUUUAAAGUGAUCGCAAAACUUGGUGAAGGAGGCUAUGGCUGCGUUUAUAAAGUAAAACAUAAAUAUGAUGACAAGAUCUAUGCUGUAAAGAGGGUCAUCUUAACCAGAAAAGCUGAUUCUGAGGUGAAGACACUGGCCCGGCUAGAUCACCCAAACAUAGUGCGGUACAUCACAUGCUGGCCAGAUUCUGACAACUGGACGUCAAACCAAGGAAGAAACCAAGUGUCCAACACUUCAUCAGAUGUAGUGACCUUUGAGAGAGACAGCUGUGAAGAGGAUGAUGAUGAUGAAGAUGGCACAUCAGGAAUGCAAAGUCUGAGUGUGACCGAAUCAGCAUCUGGAAACAACAGAACUGACGGUUCAAAUCACAGCACGACAUAUUUAUUUAUUCAGAUGGAGUUCUGUGAGGGAGGAACACUGACUGAUUGGAUAAAGGCGAGAGAUUUUAUGGAAAAACCAAGAACCAUUGUGGAAAUCCAUCAAAUAUUUUAUGAAAUCAUCACUGGAGUGGAAUACAUCCAUGCAAACAAGCUCAUCCACAGAGACUUGAAGCCUGAUAACAUACUGUUCGGUGCUGAUGGCAAAGUGAAGAUCGGAGACUUUGGGCUGGUGGCAGCUCAGACCGAUCAAAAUGGUGACCCUAUAGAGAGGUCAAACAGAGGAACAACAUCUUAUAUGAGUCCUGAACAGAAAAAUAAGAGGAAUUAUGAUGAAAAAACAGACAUUUUCCCCCUUGGACUCGUAUGGUUUGAGAUGCUCUGGAAAAUAUCUACUGGUAGUGAAAAAGUGAAGCUGUGGCCGGAUCUGAGAGAUAAAAGAUUUCCAGAAGGGUUCAGUGACGGUUAUCAAACUGAGAGUAAAUUCAUCAUGAAGAUGUUGUCAUAUUCACCAGAGCACAGACCACAUGCAAAAGACUUAAAAGAAAAACUGGAGAAGUUUUUCUCUCUGGAUCAGAAUCUGUUAAGCCAGAAAACCGUCUGAGAUUAUGUAUAGAAAAUGUCUCAGCAGUUUGGUCGGGUUCUUUCAAAAUAAUGAUUUGCCACGGAGUACUUCUGACGAGCAACAGCUUUUUCAUUAUGACGAUUUAAUUGAUUUAUUCAUAAUCUAAUGAACUACAGUAUUUAUUAAUGUUCUCUGAUUAAAGUGAUAAUAUAAACUGGGGAGUGAUUUUAUUAAAAAAAAUAAUAAUGUGAAAUAAUGUUCAGAUUUCUUCUAGUAUAUUUUAAAUAUAUCAUAGAAAUUCAUUAUUUUGAUUUUGUGAGGCUGCUUUUAGAAAUCCCGACAUGAAUGUAAUUUCACAACAUUUUUGUUGUGUUAGCUGUAUAAAAUUGACAUGGAUUUGCAUCUUAAAUGUGAUUGCAACUAAAAAAUACUCAAAGUUACAGUUGUUUGAUUACAGUGUAAACCAAAAUGCAAUAUUAUGUAAUGUGAAAACAUUUUGUACUGGCGGGGAAGAUUACUGCUUGAAUUGACUUUCAGCUGUCAGGCGUCUUUCAUGACAAAUAUACUGUUUAUGCUUGGUGGAAUGAAAAGAAAGAAAAUGUGUCAUUAAUAUCAAUGUGUUCUGACAUUGGAUAAAAUAAAUUCAUAUUUUUUAAGAAAUUGUUACUUUUCUUUCAUAUUACAAUGACAAAACGACCAUUCAGUUAUAUUUGAAUUGUAUUUCUUUCAAUGCUUUGGGAGGAUGUUAUCAUUUUGCCUUGUAAAAUAAAACAUUGGCAGUUUAUCAAUACAAUAUAUA